Paramecium tetraurelia is the source of this 870-nucleotide messenger RNA. RefSeq lists its product as uncharacterized. The record is from RefSeq and is a predicted model, not a curated record. Lineage: Eukaryota; Ciliophora; Oligohymenophorea; Peniculida; Parameciidae. The transcript is spliced from 4 exons.
AUGCAAAAACUAGCUAUCUUGACAUUGGUUCUUGCUCUUGCAGCCGCCAAGUUUGUAGAUACACAUGCAAGCUUGGCUUAAAUUGAUGCCAAUCCAUUCGGAAAUGUCGUGUUGUCAGCCAUCAAAGCCCAUUUGUAAGCCUAAUCACCAGCCAACGAAGUUAAUAUGUUAUUGAACGGUGUUGCUGCUGGAUUACAAUAAGACUAAAAUGACCACGACCACGCUUUCGAAGUUGAUACAACCACAAACAACAGAAUCGUUGAAGACUUAGAAAAGGAAAUCUUGUAUCACUAAAAUCAAAUCUCAUCCAACACUUAAUUGAGAGAUGACACAAUUGAAGCUUUGGCUGUUUCUGAAGAAGACAUCAGAGUUACAAUUUCAGACAUUGCAACAAAUGAAUAAACUUAUGCUAGAGAAGAAGCCACAAGAAACUAAUAACACGAAACCUUUGUUGCCAAGGUUGCUGCCAUCGAUGAUGUUAUUGAUGCUAUUGAUGAUGCUGCCAAACUCAUCCAACAUUUGAGCUUAGGUGCUUCAUUCGUCCAAGUCAAAUCAAAGUAUGAAACAGUUCACAAGAGACUUACCGAUAACACUUCACACAGCCAACUCUUACAACCAGUCGUUGUUGCUCUUACUGAAUUGGCCACUCACGGUGUUAACUAAAAGGCAUUGACCAAGAUUGCUUAAUUAUUGAGCGAAAUCAGAUAAUAAUUAGUCUCAGAAAAGGCUACCAAGACUGACGUUGAAGAUAGAUAAGCUGCACACUGGGCUGAAUUCAGCGCUCAUUUGAGCAAUGAACACACCAGAUUUGGUUGAAAGAAAGGCUUAAUUGGAAGUCUAAAUCUAAGAAUAAAAAGAUACCAUUGAAGA